Messenger RNA from Peromyscus californicus insignis, 1866 nucleotides. It is a transcript of the gene Alg14, whose product is annotated as ALG14 UDP-N-acetylglucosaminyltransferase subunit. The record is from RefSeq and is a predicted model, not a curated record. Gene Ontology annotation, cellular component: UDP-N-acetylglucosamine transferase complex. The coding region runs from base 116 to 766 and encodes 216 amino acids. Lineage: Eukaryota; Metazoa; Chordata; Mammalia; Rodentia; Cricetidae. The transcript has 4 exons. Gene Ontology annotation, biological process: dolichol-linked oligosaccharide biosynthetic process.
GCAGACAAGCCCCGCCCACAAGAGGGGCGCUUCGCUCCCAGUUUCUACUUUACGGGCGUACUUGCAACCUUUGACCGCUCGCACCGGAAAUACUACGCGUGUGCUGGCCCUUCGCAUGGUGAGCAUUCUGAUUUUGGCUGUCGCAGUGGGAGCGGUGACGAUCUUGCUGGUCCAGAGACUAUGGGCUGUGCUUCGGCCCCAUCACGUCACUCCCCGAGAGUCGCUCGAACUCUUGAUAGUAGCCGGAUCUGGUGGACACACCACGGAGAUCUUGAGGCUGGUUGGAAGCUUGUCCCGUGCUUACUCACCUAGGCAUUAUGUCAUUGCUGAGUCUGACGAGAUGAGUGCCAGCAAAAUUCAUGCUUUUGAACGUUCUCGAGCUGAGAGAGACUCUACUACGGAGUACCCCCAACACCACCUUCACCGAAUUCCCAGAAGCCGGGAGGUUCGGCAGUCCUGGCUCUCCUCCGUGUUCACCACCUUGCACUCCAUGUGGUUUUCCUUUCCCCUGGUUCACCGAAUAAAGCCAGAUUUGGUGCUGUGUAAUGGACCAGGAACAUGUGUGCCCAUCUGUGUGUCUGCCCUGCUCCUUGGGAUUCUUGGAAUCAAGAAAGUGAUCAUUGUCUACGUCGAGAGCAUCUGCCGCGUGGAAACUUUGUCCCUGUCUGGGAAGAUUCUUAGGCACCUCUCUGAUUUCUUUAUUGUUCAGUGGCCAACUCUUAAGGAGAAGUACCCCAAAUCUGUGUACCUUGGGCGAAUUGUUUGACAAAUGGUAACUUAAGAGUCUUGAGAAUUUUGUAAUUACCAAUACUUACUAUAAUAGCUAUCUUUAUUGUAAAGUUUUCCAAAAGCCCAAAGACUUAUCAGUGGUGAAGAAUUUCAAGUGUGAAAUAACUCAGUGAGGAAAGACAGACGUUAGCACAGAGUGCCCAUCAAAGAGCUAUGUCUGUGCACUAAGGUAUUUUUCUAAAUAAAAGAGUAUAACGCACCGGGCGGUGGUGGCGCAUGCCUUUAAUCCCAGCACUCGGGAGGCAGAGCCAGGCGGAUCUCUGUGAGUUCGAGGCCAGCUUGGGCUACCAAGUGAGUUCCAGGAAAGGUGCAAAGCUACACAGAGAAACCCUGUCUGGAAAAACCAAAAAAAAAAAAAAAAGAGUAUAACACUGCUUGCAGAUUUUCUUUUGACUCUUAUAGCCAUGAGCUUUUUUGUUUUGUUUUUCUCGACCUAAAUAUAGAGUUUGUAUGUUUAGUAACAUUUCCUGUCUUACAGCUUUAAAUAAAACAGGAUUCUACAUUAUAAAAAGAAAAGAACAGGAUAAGCCGGCCUUGGGGUAGGUGUUGCUGUUGUAGUGUGUGAUUGCUCACUCAAGAGGUGGGAGGUGGGGGGGGGCGUGGAAUCAAGAGUUCAUGGGUAUCCUUGGCUACCUAGCACAUUUGAGGCCAGCCUAGACUACAUUAGGAGCUGGGCACAGGGAAGUGAGGAGAGAGAGAGGGGGAGGGAGAGCGGGGGAGAGAGAGAACAAGGUGCUCCUUUGGUUUUGUUCAGACAUGUCAGGCUUUAAUCCUUCUGUGGAAGCAGUGAUGUCCCCAGUGAGCCAUCACAGCCUAAAGGAAGCAGUUUGUUAAACUGGCUUCAUGACAGUUUACACUCCACAGGCUUCCAGAUCUCUGGCCAUAAACAAAUGUCUUUCUUCAGUCUCCAGUCUUCCUUUCUGUGUUGCUGGCCUGUAUCCAGACAGUAUUUUACAAUCUGUUUGCUUAAAAUAAAUUAAAAGGUGACCAGUGUUGUAGUCAUGAAAGCAUCAUAUGUUGAUCGGGAAUCUGAGUUCGCCAGCAUUAAAAAGAAAAUUAAACUUAUUUCCAAUGUGA